Molecule: messenger RNA, 1868 nt
Organism: Lolium perenne
Lineage: Eukaryota; Viridiplantae; Streptophyta; Magnoliopsida; Poales; Poaceae
Source: RefSeq, a predicted model, not a curated record
CCGGCCCGAUUUACAUGAUGUGGUGGACGUUUCGCAAAAAAACCCUUCACGAAUUUCCGACACAGUUAGAAACCCUCCCACCGCAUAUCUCGUUACCUUAUCUUUCUAGAUCCUCCGCCCCCCGCUCCGCUGCCGCCCGCCGGUCGGUCGCCCCAGCUGCCCCGCCGCCCCACUGCCCCACCGCCCCCUCCCCGCCGCCCAUGCCGCCUUCUUGCUUACCCCCGCCGCUCUGCCAUUGGUCUUGGCGCUGUGAGAGAGCCAGCAGCUGUCGGUGUUGGCGCCGCUGCUCGCGGCCGUGAGGAGGUUGGUGGUGGCGUGCCGGAUGGAGCAGGAGACGAACCGCUUCGGCGGUGGCGGGUGGGGGAAGACGAUGAGGAUGCGGCCGCCGCGACCAGUCUGGGGGAGAUGGAGAUCAAGCACCCCCGUCGACCGCUUCCAUGGCUUCCUCGGCCUCCCCGUCGAGUUCGAGGUGGAGAUGCCUCCCCACGUCCUCAGUGCCAGGUACCUUUCCUUCCACCCACCCAUGAGAGAUCUCUGAUGCAAAAGCUUCGAUUGUUCAAGAGGAAUUUCAGUUUUUUUAGCUUCUGCAAAUUAUAUAUAUUCCCCUUCCUAACUUCAGAUCAACUCAUGACAUGCUAGAAGAGUUGAUUGCAGUUACUGAAAUGCCCAGGAGCAAGUUACUGACCACAUCAGCUUGAGGUUUACUGAUAUAGAGGCCUGGGAAGAAGUGGAGCCUGGCCUGGGCCUAAAAAACUCAAAAAAGUUGCCUGGCCAGGCUAGCAUGAUGCCAGGCGACUGAUUUCGAGCACCUGGUCCAGGCUAGCAAAAAUUGCCAGGUGACACGCGGCCCUGCCCGGCUCUAUGCUAAAGGCCACGUUUGAGGACAACAUGAAGGACGAAGCGAUCGCGAGGAAUCACAGCACAACAAAGGAGGCCAUAGCAGUCGGCACAUCGGGCGGAGCGUACCGCAUAAUCCUGACCCACUUUACCAAUCCCGGAACAAAUCCAUGUUUAGCAAUCCCACUCAAGGAUGUAUGCAGUACAUUCCUGAUCAGAGAUACAUUCGUACCUUGCAUCCGAGGGAGGAGAAGCAGCAGAAGGUGUCGAGGAGUCUGCGUUUGCAGACCUUGCAGGUGUUUGUGACGCCCUUGCUAGGCCUUGGCUGCUGCCGCUCGUUCAGGAACACCACGGAUGUACGUCUGGAUGGUGUGGUGGUCGGCGAGGCAGAGCAGCCAGCGAGGGAGCUGCUUGAUGCGGGGGACGGCUGGUGGAGGAGCUUGCCGAGGACGGUAGGCGGGGGAGCACGCCUCUGCUCCCUGGAGGCCCCACCUCCUCUGCUGCUGGAGCUGUCGCGGACGGCCGGAGGGGAUGUGGGCUCACCAUCGACAGAGGACCUUGCCGGGGACGGACGGCGGGGGAGCUUGCCGGCGGGGGAGCAUGCCUAUGCUCCUGGGAAGCCCCGCCUCCUAUGCUCCUGGAGCGGUCGCGGACGGCCGGAGGGUGUGCGGGCUCACUAGCGGGGGUCGCGGACGGCCGGCGGGUGUGCGGCCGGCGGGGGUCGCGGACGGCCGGCGGGGACGGAGCUCCGGCGCGGUACGUGGACGUGGAGUCGGGAGAUGGAUUUGAUUUGAGGACCACUGUUGAGAAGAAGUGAAACUGUAGGGGGGGUUUCAGAAAAUUACAAUUGUGCAUGGGCCGAGUCAGGUAAAUCGGGCGGUCGGGCCGGAGGGAGUAUGUUAAUUCUUAAUACAAGAUUGCAUGAAGUUUUUUCCUUUCUUGUGGAGUAUAAGAGAGAUGUCUUGCAUCAUAUCUAUGUUAGGACGUGAUGCCCAUAUGAAUGCUUAUCUUACUCGUGUUAUUAUUUUGCA